GAUAGGUGGCAGUACAUUUAUAUCAGCUGACACCACUACUGGAGUCAACACAGGCGACGAAGUGCGGCGGCGAGCGAUGAAAGGUUAUUCUAUAGUGACUGGUUGGAGCUCCAACAUGCAGAGUUUGGUAGUACGUGCACUGGCCAUGAGGCAGCUGGGAAGGUUGAACCCUCGCCACCUGCAGGCUGCUGGAUAUGGAUUGGGGCACACUGAAUGGUGUCCGAGGACCAUUCACACGCGCCAGCUGUGGGGCUGCUCGGCCUUCCCUGCACUUCCCUGUCACAGGUUGCCUCUCCGUAGCAGGGACGCCGUCAGGAGUUGGUCUGUUCAUCAGUUGAGGUUUAAAAGCAACAAGAAGAAGAGUUCUUCUAGAGCGGCACAGGAAGAGGAGGAGGAGGAGGAGCAGGAAAAAGAAAAAGAUGAAGAUGAAAAAGACCCAGAGGACAGUGAUUAUGAAGAUGUGGAUCCAAAUUACCCAAAGGACUAUAAGGACAUGGAGAAAUAUGUGCAGUCGUUGCGGUAUGAUGCCGUACUGAAGGCUGGCGUGGACAUAGCUCGCAAUAAAAUUGAGGACGCAUUCUACAGCGGCAAUCUCAGACUAAAUGGACAGAGACUCAUCAAGAAAAGUAAAACAGUUAAAGUUGGGGACACCUUGGACAUGGUACUAUCAGAGGACCCAGAAAAAAACACUGUUACUUUGGCACGAGUCAUCCUCAGAAGGGUUUUUGGUGAAACCAGUAGAACAGACAAAUAUAAAGUUGCCCUACGACGGUGGAAAUGCCUCGAGCUUUCCAAGGAAGAGGCCUUUAAGCCGUGAACCUGCAUAGCAGAGUACUGACUGUAGCAUCAUUGGCCAGCGAGGGCAACGAUGGACAUAUGAGUGCUAUCAAAUGACUUCUAUUUAAGUGGCUUCCAGCAUGUUGGAUAGAGAUUGGAUCACACAGGUGUAAUGUGAUGGUUAAUAUUUGUCAGUGGUCGCAGACAUUAAGAAGUUGACUAAGAGAAACAUUUUUAAUCUGUACCUUUCCCCUCAUUGUUGUGAAACUCAAUAAAAGGUGCACUUCAAA
Molecule: messenger RNA, 1067 nt
Organism: Mugil cephalus (flathead mullet)
Lineage: Eukaryota; Metazoa; Chordata; Actinopteri; Mugiliformes; Mugilidae
Gene: mtres1
Product: mitochondrial transcription rescue factor 1
Exons: 4
Coding region: 77-817 (246 amino acids)
Source: RefSeq, a predicted model, not a curated record